CGUUUUUCUCGGCAAGCGCUUUACUGUGAAAAUCUCCGGUCGAAAACACGUGAAAAACUAUCAAAAAUCGGCAACUCGGAGUGUACAUGAAUGUUUAAGAUGUAUUUUUAAAAUAAUUAAUGUUUGGGGGGUAUUUAGAGGAUGAAAUAGAUAUUAGCUUUACUUGUGUCGUAUUUAAUGUGUAGUAAUUUAAUGUGAUUGUGAUCAAGUGUUUGUGUGUACAUUUCAAACAUAUCAAUCGUGUUAACUUCAAAAUUGUUGUGAAACCGAAAACAUCGAGUCGAAAUUAUGUAAACUUCAUCUGACAAUCGCCCUAGGACAAGAUGAAUAGUGUAUUUGCUUUGGCGUUUGUGGCUAUCAUCGCUUUUUGUGGCGGUCUGACCGCUCCCGCUUGCGUGUGCGACAAAAGAGAGUGUGAAAUCAUCAACGAAAUUGACUGUCCUGGAUUGGGAAUUGUUGUAUGGGAUCCUUGCAAAUGUUGUCAAGAAUGCGCAAAGACCGAAGGUGAACCCUGCGGGGGCGAUUUAGGUUUUAGUGGGACUUGCGAGCCUGGAUUAUCUUGCCAACAACCUGGACCAUCUCCUAGCGAAGGAACCUGCAGACCAAUCAUUUUUGACAACCACGAAGAUACGUGAAAUAUGUUUUACCGUUUUUUAUUUUCUUAUUUCCGGAGAGCGUUGGGAAGAUGGAGAAGAAACCCCCGAAAUUUUAUUUUGUAACGACUCGUAAAAGUGUGUACAAAAAAACUGAUAGACUUUAGAGUGUUAUGAAGAGUGUUCAGAGAACUUUUUAUCGGCUUUAAGCAAAAAAAUUGUGGAUAAUAAGUAUUUAUUUGAGCCAAUUAAGGCUUCGUAUUAAUUUAAACGCUAUAUGUGACUGCUAUCCAAAAAUUUAAUGUGUACAUUUGUGACAAUACGAUCAAAAAUUUGAUUUCUGUUAAUUGUAAUGUAAUAUAAAUAUUGUAUAAUUAAUUUUUUUUUGUGAGAAAGUAUAUA
Diorhabda carinulata is the source of this 995-nucleotide messenger RNA. RefSeq names its product insulin-like growth factor-binding protein 7. The transcript has 4 exons. Gene Ontology annotation, molecular function: insulin-like growth factor binding. Lineage: Eukaryota; Metazoa; Arthropoda; Insecta; Coleoptera; Chrysomelidae. The record is from RefSeq and is a predicted model, not a curated record. Gene Ontology annotation, biological process: regulation of signal transduction; regulation of cell growth. Gene Ontology annotation, cellular component: extracellular region. Bases 324 to 635 code for a protein of 103 amino acids.